ACUAGCCUGGCGAUGCUAUCUUGUUGUUGAGGCCGCAACGAUCGACUAGCGUGCAACACACAAUCUCCUCCAGCGUGUGGUGUCCGCGUUAGUCACGCGCAGCGAUGGCAACCACCAACGGUGUCAAGCCCGUGCCCAUGGCGGACGGCGCUCCGCCCAAGUUCGCCCUGCCGGUGGACUCCGAGUACAAGGCGAAAGCGAUGAACUUGUUCUCGCUCAGCCGGCCUCACAUGCUGUCCUUUCACCUGAACUGGGUCGCCUUCUUCAUCACCUUUCUUGCAGCCUUCGCCAGUGCGCCGCUGGUGCCCAUCAUCCGUGACUCCAUCAACCUGGAGCAGCACGAGGCUAACAUAGCAGGUGUCGUCACAACUGCCAGCACAGUCUUUGCGCGUGUCUUCAUCGGAGUUAUCUGCGACAGAUUCGGACCCAGAUAUGCGUACGGUUACCUUCUGGCGGCAUGCGCAAUCCCGGUGUUCUGCAUGGCGGUAGUCAGGAAUGCCAUCGGUUACAUCAUCGAGCGCGUCUUCAUCGGCUGCUCGCUGGCUUCCUUUGUGGUCUGCCAGUUCUGGUCCUCCAUCAUGUUCUCUCCCAACGUGGUCGGCAUGUCCAACGCCAUCGCUGGCGGCUGGGGUAACGCUGGUGGCGGUGUCACCCAGAUUGUGAUGCCCUACAUGACCGAGGGGAUUGCUAAGCACGUGCCUGAGUUUGAGGCGUGGCGCUGGGCCUUCUUCCUGCCAGGAGGCCUCUUCAUCAUCAUCACCUUCCUCAUCCUCAUUCUGGGCCAGGAUUGCCCCCAGGGCCAGUAUAGCGAGCUGGAGAGGACCGGCAAGAAGCAAAAGUCCAAGAUCUGGCGCGAGAUGUACAAUGGCCUCACCAACUACCGCAUGUGGGGCCUCGCCGCCUGCUACGCGUACACCUUUGGUGUGGAGCUUGCCCUGGACAACGCCCUUGCGCCGUACUUUGAGAAGAACUUUGGCUUCGGCAUCACCAAGGCGGCCAACCUUGCAGCCAUCUUUGGCAUGCUCAACUUCAUCUCGCGCCCUCUGGGAGGCUACAUCUCCGAUCUCUGUGGACGCCGCUGGGGCAUGCGCGGACGCAUCUGGUGGCUCUUCUUUGUCGUCGCCGGCGGCGGUGUGAGCUGUUCCAUCUUCGGUGUGCUGCACACGAGCCUGCCAGGCACCCUUGUCAUGAUGAUCUUCGUCGGCUUCUUCCUCGAGGCCGGCUGCGGUGCCACCUACGGAGUCGUCCCCUUUGUGUCCCGUCGCUCCACUGGAAUUGUGUGCGGCCUCGUCAGUGCCGGUGGCGCCGUCGGCGGUGUCAUCAACCAGGCCAUCUUCUUCCUCAACACCCCUGCCAAGGGCGCCUACACCCUGGAGCAGUACAUGUCGUUCCAGUGGAUGGGAGUGGUCAUCUGCGCGGUGGCCUGCUUCGGAGUGGCCCCCAUCUACUUCCCCAUGUGGGGAGGCCUGCUGUGCGGCCCCGUCAAGGGCGCCACCGAGGAGGAUUACUACUAUGCUGAGUACACCCCGGCUGAGCGCGAAGCGGGCCACCACCUUGCGUCCUCCAACUUUGCAUUUGAGUCCCGCAGCAUGCGCGGCCUCAAGCGGCUGGCGGCCGACCCCAUGUUCCCUGCCACGGGCCACAAGGUCGAGAAGCCCGUGACUAAGGGCGCGACCAACGGCGUGACUAACGGCGAUGUUAAGCCGGUAGUCUGAGCUGGUGACUGCCCUCGCCUCGUCAGGCGGCGGUCCCACGCUCGCCUAACGAUGACUUACGGCUCUGCCGACCGGCCAAGCGCAGCUUUUCUCUCCAGACCCGCUGCUCAGGAGUCAGCAGCGGCUGCCAAAGCAUCAAACUAGCGGCCGUUUCAGGGCCUUCUGAUCCUGCGAUGAAUGUUGCAAAGAGCCAACCAAACGUUUCCGAGGUGUCUAUUAGGGAGCUGCGUGGGACCUUGCAUGCAAUUGAUGUACGUGUUUGCUAUCCGAGGGCUGGUGCUGUUCUGUGCCAUGAAAUGGGGGCUGAUGCAGCCGAGCCCUGCAUCAGUGCAAGCGUUUCUGAGCCUCCAGGAUGUCUGUUGAGUGGUGUAUUCAGGCGCAACUUGUACAAUUUCAUGGGGGGCCGACAAUAACAUGCGGGCCAUGCAGAGUGCCUGUUAAACAAGUUCUAGGGGCGACAGCAGAUGAUCUGAGACUCUUUUUACUGGCAUCACUGAAGGGGCCCAAUGUAGGGACAGAGGAGGGUGGCGCUUGAUGUGCACCCCCUGCUCUGAAGAGCUUUAACAUGUAGCAAGCGCUUGCCAUUCAGACAUUAAUUUUAGUACACAGCAGUAGUGGCCCUUGCUGCAGCUCUUGUUGUCGCCUAUACCUGCCACAGUGUGCAGCGCGCUAGCGCGGCUGCACCACCGUUGAUGACAGUUUUGGGGGUCCUGCCAUUAAUACCUUUUAACAGGGACCUCUAGGUGACUAAGACUGGUGAGUCACAGGAUUAAUAAAUAGCUGGGCUGUUGAUCAGGGUAUGUGCGCCGCAUGUGCCCCAUCCUAUGCUCGAGCUCACAUCGUCUUGACGCAUUGAAGUAUGGAACUUUCUUUGUCUGUUCAAGUUAUGUCGGGAUUGCUUGCCCCCUUCCCAGUUGCAGGGCGCAGCACUGUCACAACUUUUUAGUCCUUGGAAUGUUUACGGUCAUGUCAUAGUAUUGAUUCAGGUGUCCACUGCACAUGUUGUGUGGUGCACAAUGGGACCCAUCCUCUUUGUAACAAUAUAUUUCCACGGAUU
Molecule: messenger RNA, 2772 nt
Organism: Coccomyxa subellipsoidea C-169
Lineage: Eukaryota; Viridiplantae; Chlorophyta; Trebouxiophyceae; Coccomyxaceae
Product: MFS general substrate transporter
Exons: 10
Coding region: 105-1715 (536 amino acids)
Biological process (GO): transmembrane transport
Molecular function (GO): nitrate transmembrane transporter activity
Source: RefSeq, a predicted model, not a curated record